Molecule: messenger RNA, 3839 nt
Organism: Zerene cesonia (dogface butterfly)
Lineage: Eukaryota; Metazoa; Arthropoda; Insecta; Lepidoptera; Pieridae
Gene: Pgant35A
Product: polypeptide N-acetylgalactosaminyltransferase 35A
Exons: 12
Coding region: 240-2348 (702 amino acids)
Biological process (GO): regulation of Notch signaling pathway
Cellular component (GO): Golgi apparatus
Molecular function (GO): Notch binding
Source: RefSeq, a predicted model, not a curated record
GUGCUCGCCAGCGGACAGACGACAAUGUCAGAAGUCAGAACAUAGAAUAUUGUUUGUAUUUCUUGAAUGUUGUUCAAUUAUGAAUGACUAUAAACAGAAAGAUUAAGAUUUCGGUAUCAUCAUGUGUCGUACUUUUCUAAAAUAAUUACGCACGGUUCAAUUAAAACUGCGAUUUUGCGCCGCCUGCAUUGAAAGGAAUUAAGAAAAUUCGGGAAACACAUCCUGAAUUAUUAUUAAAAAUGGGAAGAAUAAACAAUUCGUUUCUCUGGGGUAUCCUUUUUGCAUCUGCGACGUGGAGUAUUUCGCUUUACCUUUAUUGGUUAUUGAAUAUGAGCGGUGAAAGUUCAAUAAAAAAUACAGAAAACAGGAUACAAUACCGUCUUAUCAAUACUGAAGAAAGAAAUCGAUUAAAAAACAAUGACAAAUCUAUUGCAGCAUUGGAGGGCAAAAAUCUUCUAUAUGAUAAUCCUAAAGCAAAUGAUAGAUUUGGAAAUAAGAUGUGGAAAAGUCCAAGAGAUCAUUCAGACUAUUUGAGAAAAAUAAUAUUGAAAGAAAAAUUUGCUAGGCAAUUUCAACAAAAAUCUGCAGCAAAAGUAGAUAAAAGUCUAGAAAGUCAAUUUGGUUUAAUUAGGAAUGCAGAAGAUGUUAGAAUCAGAGAAAAGGGAUACAAUGUGCAUGCAUUCAACACUCUUAUCUCACAAAGAAUUGGCAACCAUCGUGAAGUUCCAGACACUAGAUUUAAAUUAUGUGCUACUCAAAAGUAUCCAUAUAAACUUCCCAAGGCAUCCAUUAUAAUUUGCUUCUAUAAUGAACAUUUUGAAACACUUAUGAGGUCUGUUCACUCUAUCUUGGACCGGACCGAACAAAGAUAUUUGAAGGAGAUUAUAUUGAUUGAUGACUACAGUGACAUAGAAGGGCUACAUGAUAAGGUACAAAGGGCUGUGAAUCAGUUAAACAAUAACAUGAGAAAGGAAGAAGAAAUGCUUGAGACAAAUAACAUAGAUGGGGACAAUAUUGUUGCUGAUUAUAUAAAUGAUGAUAACAAUGUUGAGAACUUCAAGAAAACUACAGAUAGUAGCACUGGAAAACUGUCAAAGAGCGGUUUGAAUAUAAGGCUUCUGAAAACAAGUAAGAGGGAAGGAUUGAUACGUGCGAGGUUGUAUGGUGCUGAUAACAGUGUGGGUGAGGUAUUACUCUUUCUGGACUCUCAUAUAGAAGUGAAUGUUAACUGGCUGCCACCUUUACUGUCUCGGCUUUCUGAAGGAGUAGAUGGUGUUAGCACUCGAUAUUCUCCUCGUGUGGUUGCUCCCAUCAUUGAUGUAAUCAAUGCUGAUACAUUUGACUAUACUGGCAGCCCGUUAGUAAGAGGUGGAUUUAACUGGGGACUACACUUUAAGUGGGAUAAUUUGCCAAAGGGAACAUUGAAAGAUGAAUCGGACUUUGUGAAGCCAAUUAAGUCACCAACAAUAGCAGGUGGACUGUUUGCUGUAUAUCGUGAAUAUUUCAACAAGAUUGGGAAAUAUGAUUCAGGGAUGAACCUUUGGGGUGGUGAAAAUUUGGAGAUAUCAUUCCGGAUAUGGAUGUGCGGUGGAACUUUAGAGUUGGUACCUUGCAGUCGUGUCGGUCAUGUCUUCAGGAAACGUAGACCUUAUGGUCUUGGUGAUAAAGAGGAUUUCAUGCUGCAUAAUUCGAUGCGGAUGGCAAGAGUAUGGAUGGAUGAAUAUGUGAAAAAAGUUAUCGAACAAAAUCCAUCGGCUGCCCACGUGUCGAUCGGCGAUAUAAGUGACCGUCAGAAGCUCAGGCAGGACUUGAAAUGCAAAUCGUUUAAAUGGUAUCUAGAAAAUGUGUAUCCCGAAAUGGACGCAGGCGAAGAUACAAUCGCCAAGAAGAGAAUCGAAGCGCUCAAUGAUCCGGAGAAGAAUAAGUUUCAGCCGUGGCAUUCGAGAAAACGCAACUACACGGAUUCGUACCAAAUCCGACUGAAGAAUACUUCUCUCUGCAUCCAGAGCGCCACUGACAUCAAAACCAAAGGCAGCGGGUUGAUACUUUCUAGAUGUAUAAGGAUUAUCAAUCAGAUGUGGUUCGAGACAGACCGCAGCGAGCUAGUGCUGGGUAAGACGUUGUGCUUGGACGCCGUCAACAACGUGUCCCCGAUGCUGGGCAAGUGUCACGAGCUCGGCAGCACGCAGGAGUGGAAGCACAAGGGAUCGGCUGGAAGUCCCAUCUACAACACGGCCGCCGGGAUGUGCCUGGGAGUCGAACGCGCGUAUCGCAACGAACCCAUUCUCAUGGUGAUUUGCGACGAUCAACCGAAGAACCAUUGGGACUUUGUGAGAUCUAAAAUUUAGAUUAAAAACCCGAACUGGCGUGACAAUAUUUGUAUGUGAAUCCCGGACAGAUGUCAUAAUUUAAGAGAUUAGUAACUUUAAUGAAAAUUAUUGGGCAUUUUUCUACUGAAAAAUUAGUAAUUGGGAGAGAAUUAGCAAAGAAUCGAAUAUCUAUUAUCAGAACCAUCUGAAAUGCAAUUUAUUGUGCUAACAUACAAGUUUUAUAUGUAGUAAAUUUAAUGAAAUAAGUAAAAAAAUUCGAAGCGACGUUAUAUAUGCCCGACGCCUAUUUCUUUCGUAUAAAAAUGUAUUUUUGGAACAUAUUUUUUUAGCAUUAUGAUCGCAUACAAACUUUUGAUAAUAUUAAUGACAACGUAGACUUCUGCUGCUGUAUAGCAAUUUUAUCUGCAUGUUAACGUGUAACAGAGAUUAUAUUCUAGAAUAAUGUCGUUGAACAUGCUUUCGAUUUAGUAUUUUUUUGUUUCUAAUCUUACUUAUUUAGAAAUUAGGACUUGACGGAACUUUGUGUUGACUUUUGUUUCAUGUACAUAUUUGUUGACUUUAUAAAUUAAUAUAAUGUUUGUGACAUCUUACGGAUAUCCAAUUUGCUUGAUCAAACAAUAAACGCGUAUGCCAUUUGCUGUUUGAAAAUUGACUUUCAAGGAAAUGAGCAUCAUGGGGCAAAAUUUUUGAUGAAUUAUAAUUCUAUCAAAAAUUAUUUAAUCUGCAAUGAAGGUAUCGCGUGAAAUUACGCUUACUUUUAAGACAGAUUUGAGAGAUGUAAACCUUGCAUGAAGCAAUGCAUUAGCGUUUAUGAGGCGCGCUGAUGUAAAAAUAUAACCUGUAUUAUUAUACCAAUCGAUUAAUUAUUAAUGAUACGAGACAUUUCCGAAGAGCCAUUUGAAACGGCAAACAUACCGUAUGUUUUGUUAAUUUGAUCAAGCAAAAUGGAUACGUAUUGGAUAAUCUUGACUAUUAAUAACUGGGUGGAGACAGCUAUGAAAUUCUCGCUAAUACUAAUAUUGUGAAUAAAAUAGUAACAUUGAAAAAAAAAUUAAAAAUAAUGGUCCAAAUUAAUUCGUUCAGAAACAAAAUGUAUAGAUCCCUACUGGUAUUAGUAAUUCUUUCAGUGACUAGAGGGAGAAGUGUGGCAGCUAUGAGAUAGGAGUACGUAACCUCUACCGAUAGGAUUUAACUAUCGGAUUUAACUAAAACUAAUCUUUUCUGGCCAAACUAUUGGAUGUUUGAAUUUUUAGUAUGUUGACUAGGAACUUUAUUAUUUAAAUGUAGUUUACUUUAUUGUUAUAUUGUCGUCUCCACACAGUAACUUAUUAGUAACUUCUAAGAUCCCGUUUAGUACAAAGGAUUUUUAUAAAGUUGUAUCGGUUGAUAGAUUACCUCCUGCCUUUGGCUUUUCUUGGACGAUAUCCGAUGGAAUUAAUGCAAUUACUUGUUUUGGUAUGUAUACUCCUCUCCUGAGGUUAUAAGUCUCUUAAAUACGUAAUUUUCAUA